GGCGUGGUGCACUGAGCAAUGGUGCUGGAGAAGAUCAAGUACAUCACAUCGCCGACUGCCUACCAUGUCGUGCACAACUGGUGAGCACACCGCCUACCUGAUGAGUGAGUGCAGGGAUGGUAUGGAUAGACAGACAGACAGACAGAUGCACUGAUGGAUUCAUGGCGCUGCACGUUUGUCUGUGUGUGCAGCUACGAUGGCGGCCGGCUGCCCCUGCUCAAGAUCUCUGCCUGGCAGAGUGACAAGCGCCUCUACUGGAAACACAAGUGGCGGAGGGGGCGCGUCAAAUGCCGCUUCGGGAAGCUGAAUCGACACCAUGGGAGCGAGCCCGACUUCCCUGACCCCGCCAUAGUGCCCCUGGAGACCGUGCCGCUCAUCGCCAAGGAGGCGGCCCUCAACAAUCUGACAAAUGCCGAAUUCUGGCGACAGUAUUGCGAGCGGCUGCGGCAGGCGCGGGACGUCAUGUCGGCCAACGACAUCAGCAACGUGCUCGACUCGCUGGUGGCGAUCAACUACCGCAACGUGGAGCUCAUGAAGCUGUGGAGCCGGGAGCUGGUGGACGACGUCAAGCAGCUGCGGCCCGAGGAGUGUGCCGUCAUCGCCAACGGAUACGCACACUUCAACUGCUACAGCCCCGACCUCAUGAAGGCACUGGCUGACCACACCCUCUUCCUCAUACACCCCAAGAGCCUCAUGCUCCCGCCAGCCUCCACUGACCAGCACCAGCCACAGAUGCAGAUCGCCGGACCGCAGCACCAACAGUCAUCCUCGCAGCUGAUGAUGCCCCCCGGCGACUCGCCUGCCCCGGCACCAUCCGACACAGGUGGACCGAGCGACGGUCCACGGGACAGGGCUUUGGCGGCGGGCUUCACGCCCCGGUCGCUGGGAGUGUUGCUCAACUCGUAUGCGAAGCUGAAUCACUACCACCCCCUGCUGCUGCAGAAGGCGGCCGAGGGCCUGGCGGCUGACGCGUCGGAGCAGCUGAGCAUCCGCCAGAGGACCACCGCCAGGGCCAUGUCGCUGUCGGAUUACGCCAACGUACUCGUCCCCUUCGCUAGGUUCGCAUACCGGAGGAGAGGCGACAUCGAAGAGGGUCUAUCAGGAGCAGGCAGUCGGCUGGGCACCGACAUGAGUGUGGCGCGUCUGUUGGAGGCGAUGAGUGUCCCGCUGGUGGACAAGCUCGAGAUGCUGGCCCGCAACGGCAAGGAGCUGCUGUCUGAGAAGGACGUGAGUGACGAGAUGGAGUCGAGCCCCGAGAGGGAGAUGUUCCUGAGGGAGGAGGGCAACCAGCCGAUGAGCGCCGAGCACUCGUACUCGUACACCAACGCCACGGGAUGCGGCAACCCAUGCCACGUCCUCGCCACCCUCCAGCCGUCAACCGGGGCCACACGGGCCAGGGGCAAGUUCACCCGCAACGAUCGCUUCUCGACGUGCGCUAUGCCCCCGGGGGUGGGCGUCGGGCUGGGCAUCGGCAGCAAGACGGCCAUCAACGUGAGCUCCACCUUCGCCUUGUCGUCGGCCGCAUCCGUAUAUCUCUCCCUGGUGGUCCUCUACACAGCGAACAAGUCGCGCGGCGGAAUGCCAUCGUCGCUUCGGUCGGCCCUGCUGAAGCUGCUGGCGAUGCAGCUGCAGCUCAUCCAGGCGUACAGCCUGCGACAGCUGGAGGCCAUCGCCGCGACACACCACAGGAACCACAUGGACUACUUCUCGGAGCCUGACCUGACCACACAGGGGCUCACCGCCGACAAGGCUAUGGCCGAAGGCGAGCAGCAGGACGCUGCCGUCUCCACUGGCCGCGUGAGGCUGCGUCUGAGUGAGGAUGAGGGCAUGGACGAGUCACUACCAGGCGAGAUGAUGGAAGGUGAGGAGCCCGAGGGCCUGCCGCCCUUCCCGGAGGCCAACCCGGCCCCGUCUCUGCUCUUCAGCUCUCCAAUGAGUGGUGUGGCUGAGGGAGAGGGUGCGCUUGUGGCCGUCGAGGGCGGCGGCGAGGCCAUGAUUGACACGUCCACGGCUUUGGUGAGGAGUCGGGGUGAGGUGCUGCCGCGGGGCGGCGAGAUGGUCGAGGAAGAGGACGAGGGCGAGGAGGGGGAGGAUGUGCUGCCGAGGGUGUCGAUAGAGCGGCAGGUCAAGCUCAAGGACUCCUUCCACACAGAGGUCUACGCCAGCUACGACCCCAUCAUCGCACACAGGAGACACAGGAUCCUCGCGGCACUCGGCAUCGCACUCGACGCACUCGCAAUCGAAUGCAAACAACGGGUGGGCUGGCUGGCUGCGAGAGGGGCCACUGAGGGAGGAGGGAGGAGCUCCAGGCCAACCAACAUGUGUAUGGAUGGAUGGCUGGUGUGUGUGGUGGCAUCUAUCGUAUUGAUCAGGUGGGGGGCGAUUCUGGGCCGGCGAGUGACUACUACGUGCACAUGAUGACAGGCCAACACACGGUACGUACGGUCACCUCACCAGCUGACUAAUUGCACUCAGCCAGCCACCCAACAUGUGUGUGUGUCUGAUUGUGCGCCUGUGUGCGUGUGUGUGUAUGUGUGUGCGUUCUGCAGAUGAGUGAAGACGAGUUGGCCUUUCUGUCCCAGGCGAUGGAGGUGCUGCGCGCCACAGGCUGCGUUGGGAUGGCCCCGUCCUCCCUCGUCUCGGCCAUGGAGCUCUUCGCCGUCUGGCGCCGCCAUGUCGACGACACCCAGGGGUACGACGUCACCCCCAUGGCACACGAGGCCGUGCGCAGGGCCAUCACACUCAACGGAGACUUCAGGCGACUCGACAGGCUCAACAAGGCUAUGAAUCUGGUGGGUGGGGGGAGGGAGGGAAGGUAUUGUUCACGGCAACGCAGCGAGCGCAGCAGAUGUUUGCUGCCCCCCUGGUGGGGUCGGUGUGUGGCAUUGUGUUCAGGAUGCCUACAGCGAGUAUGCUCUGCAAAGGCCUCACUGAAGUGCUGGAUGGGUGGCCUGACUGACUGGCUGUGCGGUGAAGGGCGACAAGGCAGGCAUGGCUGCAUGUAUGGCCAAAUGACCGGUGCGGAC
Vitrella brassicaformis is the source of this 3026-nucleotide messenger RNA. NCBI's taxonomy places the organism in Eukaryota, Vitrellaceae. The record is from the annotation of a GenBank genome assembly.